Scomber japonicus (chub mackerel) is the source of this 1296-nucleotide messenger RNA. It is a transcript of the gene necab2, whose product is annotated as N-terminal EF-hand calcium binding protein 2. Gene Ontology annotation, cellular component: cytoplasm. NCBI's taxonomy places the organism in Eukaryota, Metazoa, Chordata, Actinopteri, Scombriformes, Scombridae. The record is from RefSeq and is a predicted model, not a curated record. The transcript is spliced from 13 exons. The coding region runs from base 1 to 1296 and encodes 431 amino acids. Gene Ontology annotation, molecular function: calcium ion binding. Gene Ontology annotation, biological process: regulation of amyloid precursor protein biosynthetic process.
AUGUGUGAGCAGGCAGCGCGCUACUGUAGGGACGGAGUCCACAAACUGCUUAACAAAGAACAAGCCAAACUUCGUGCCCAGGAAAGCCGCGAGCAGCCGAAACCCGUAGCCGGCCAGGACAGCGAGUCCGCGACGGCAGCGCAGUCCGGAAACAGCGGAGCCCAGCCCGGUGGAAUCGACGGGCUCGUCCGCUGGAUCGUCACCAAAAUGAGCGACAACAAGAACAUCGCCAGCCGGGAGUACGCCUCCAGCAAGGAGGAGGUGGCCGUGGCUCAAGAGCAGUUCUUCGCCCCGGAACCACGGAGAGGCAUCUCCGUUAUUCUGGAUAUAUUCAGAAGAGCCGACAAAGAUGAUGAUGGUAAGCUGUCUCUGGAUGAGUUCCAGGCUUUCUUCUCCGAUGGCACGCUGAACGAGGAAGAGCUGGAGAAGCUGUUCCACACCAUCGACUCUGAUAACACCAGUAAUGUUGACACUAAGGAACUCUGUGACUACUUUGCCAAGCACAUGGGGGACUACGAGGGAGUUCUGGCCUCGCUGGAGACGCUUAACCUUUCCAUCCUCAAAGCCAUGGACUUCACCAAGAAGGUUUAUGAGAGAGGAACCAACGUGGAGCAGUUUGUGACCCGUUUCCUGCUAAAGGAAUCAGCCAAUCAGAUCCAGUCCCUCUUGAGCUCUGUGGAGAGUGCCGUGGACGCAAUUGACGAACAGCACAGCCAAUCAGGUCAUGCACCUGCCAAGGUGAGUCCACGGGUGCCGGAGAGGCGCCCUGACAGCACCGUCCCCGACUACCCCCCUAACAACAGAGUCAGCGCUAGGGAGGCUGUCAGGACCAUCAACACUGCCUCAGGUGCAGUGGAGGUUAGGAAAGAAGGUCUGGAUGCUCAGAUCAGCCGCCUGGCUGACCUAAUCGGACGACUGGAGAACAAGACGGUCUGGUUGGACCUGCACCAGAGGCUAACAGACACAGAUGGCACCACCAGCGCAUCCUUGCUGCUGAUUCGUCAGGAGAUGGUGGUCUCCCAGAAGAAACUUGGCGAGUUUUGUGAGGCUCUGAAGCAGUACCUGAAGAAUGUCUCCGCUCAGAGAGACUGCUUUCAUGUGACUGCAGUGCGUCUGCCGGACGGUUUAUCCUUUGUCGUCUAUGAGUUCUGGGAUGGAGAGGAGGAGUGGAAGAGGCACCUCCAGUCGGCCCCCAAUAAAGCCUUUCAGCAUGUGAAGGUGGAUACACUGUGCAAGCCGGAGGCUAUGUCCUCUGUAGCUGUGCCAGCCGCCUGGUGCAGUGUGAACAGGGACUGA